UACAAUACGGAUAUGAGCUUAAUGCAAAGUUCUGGAAUCACCAUAUUUCAAAGGAUACUGUUGAGAGAGGGUUUUUUGUUCGUGAAUUAAAUAGAGGAAAUAUGACAGGUGUAACAGGCGAUUUUGAAGGUUUGGAAAACUUUAAUUUGGAAGACCUCCAUGAAUUGCGACAUGAAGAAAAGGAAGAAGUUAAAAAACAGAUUGAAGCCAUAUAUAUUGAGGCAACCUCUUUGGAGAAAAAAGCCAGAGAAUUGGCAUGUGAUACAAAUUCAAAACAGUAUAUUCUUCGCCACGCACAAACCUUAACAGAAAAAGCAAAUGAGAUGAAAGAAAAGAUAUGCUUAGCAUCAGGGAAAUCAUUCCAAACACCUGAUGAACUACAAAUUGCUAUAAAGCAAUCCAUAGCUUCAAACGAGGAACAAACAUUAAUAGUUGAGAGACUUAAGAGGAACUGUUCAUCCCAUGGCUUAGAAUACAGAGGUCAAACACCAGGGAAUGGGAAUUGUUUUUUUGAAGCAAUCACAUGCCAGCUAGAUAGAAUUGGCGCAUACUUUAUUGCUCCCGAACAAUUAAGAACAAAUGUUGUAAACUACAUAUCAACACAUCCUAGUUUUGAGGGCAGUCAAGGCAUUGUGUUAUUAGAAAACUUCGUUGAAGACAAUUUUCCGGACUACUGUGACAGGAUGUUACAGAAUGGAGAGUACGCAGACCAUGUUGUGGUCAUUGGAAUGUCCAGAAUGCUACAGAGAGACAUAGUUAUUGUCACCAGUGCUCCCAGUACCAAUAAUGAGGAUAGUGUCCUUUGGGUAACUGGUUGUGAUGGUUUUUCCGGUAAUCCUAUUCUUCUUGGGCACAUUUUCGAAAACCACUACCAGUCACUCCAGCCAAAAGGGCAGUCAAGGCAUUGUGUUAUUAGAAAACUUCGUUGAAGACAAUUUUCCGGACUACUGUGACAGGAUGUUACAGAAUGGAGAGUACGCAGACCAUGUUGUGGUCAUUGGAAUGUCCAGAAUGCUACAGAGAGACAUAGUUAUUGUCACCAGUGCUCCCAGUACCAAUAAUGAGGAUAGUGUCCUUUGGGUAACUGGUUGUGAUGGUUUUUCCGGUAAUCCUAUUCUUCUUGGGCACAUUUUCGAAAACCACUACCAGUCACUCCAGCCAAAAGGUA
This is a messenger RNA of Mytilus californianus (California mussel), 1168 nucleotides long. RefSeq names its product OTU domain-containing protein DDB_G0284757-like. Lineage: Eukaryota; Metazoa; Mollusca; Bivalvia; Mytilida; Mytilidae. The record is from RefSeq and is a predicted model, not a curated record. The transcript is spliced from 7 exons. Gene Ontology annotation, biological process: protein deubiquitination. Gene Ontology annotation, molecular function: cysteine-type deubiquitinase activity. The coding region runs from base 102 to 929 and encodes 275 amino acids.